This is a messenger RNA of Gasterosteus aculeatus aculeatus (three-spined stickleback), 3544 nucleotides long. The record is from RefSeq and is a predicted model, not a curated record. Lineage: Eukaryota; Metazoa; Chordata; Actinopteri; Perciformes; Gasterosteidae.
CUCCCCCCAAACAACAACCCCCCGCUCUUCUUCUCCCCGUUGUCCUCCUCUACCCCUCCGCCGGCGCCAAGCAACGCCUCGGCCCUCCUCUCUUCUUCUUCUUCUUCUUCUUCUUCUCCUGCGACGCACAGCAGCAGCACCGCCGUGUCAUCCAAGACCUCCACUGGGCUGACCAACGUGAACACGAGGCCCGUAUCCACGACGACCGCCACGCCCAUCACGCCCUUCCACACGCCGGCCAGCCCACCCGGCCGACAGGUAUCACAGCCCGCGGGCACACCUGGUCCUGUGCGAGCCAACCAGAGCCCCUCCCCCGUGAGGCAGCGGGUCUCCCAGCAGACCCUGCUCCUGGGGAAAGGUCUCAAAGGGUCUGGGCCAGACCAGGUGCUGCUCAGAGCUCAGAUGCUGAUUCUCACGUCUGCUAUGCGACCUUCCCUUUCCUCUUCCUCCUCUUCCUCCUCUCCUCCUUCCUCUAACCAUGCCUCCGCUAAGCUCCAGAGCCUCACCCUGAGGCCCCCCCCCCACGGGGCCCUCACCAUCCCUCCCUCCCUUCGCCUCAAGCCGCCGUGCUCGGCUCAGCAUCGACUCUCUCGCCCUCAUGCCCCCCUCUUCCCCCCCCUGAGGCCGCGCCCGCAGUCCUGCCACACGGCGACGGAGAGACCAAACGCGCCCGGGCGCCACCUCUCCGUCCCGCCUCCGACUCUUUACUCUCCGGUCCGAGUCGUCCCUCUGAGACCCCGCCUCCACCCUGCAAACAGCCACAGGGCGGCGGUGCCGCGGGUGACCACGCCCCUCCAGCCAAUCGGCGCCGCCGCCCCCCCCGCCUGUCGGGCCCCCCUCCCCGUCAGCAGGCCGGGCGGCCCGUUGACUCAGGCGAUGCGCGGCCCGCCGUCCGCGUCCGCCGCCGCCCGCUUCCAGCGCUCGCCCUCGGCGGCGAGGCAGCUGCAGAUCAUCGCCCUCUCUUCAGGACGCCAGUCCUUUACCCGCCACACGCCGCCGCCGCCGCCGCCUCCCACCGCCGAGUCGCCCGAGCCGCCUGGCCAACUGAAGAGGACGUGGAGCGGCGAGGCGCCUCCGCUCGACCCGUCGUUGCCAAAGAACAGCUAUCGGCUCCCCUCGCCUCCGUCACUCCUGAGUGCGCCGCCCCCCCCCAGUCAGCCCGGCCCUCAGCCACCGGCUGCCAACCCGAGGGGGGAUGGGGAGGCCGGAGAUGAGCAGCGACAGAGAAGACGAUGGGUGAAGCAGGGAGUCUCAAAUGUGGAGACAGAGGGGAAGGAGGAGAGGCAGCGGGAAGAAAGCCUCGUCGCCCGGAAGGAGGCGGAGACGGCCGGAGAGGAGGAGCAAAUGGAGGUGACGGAGGAAGGCCGGAGCGAAGGCGAGGAGAAAAAGAUGGAGCAGGAGGAAGGAGAGGCGGCCAUGGACCAGUCUGAGAUCCAUCUGGAGACGGAGCCUGUCCACGCGCCCGACGCCGCUCACGACUCAGGGGGGGAACCGAAACCCACCACAGGCCUCGUUACGGCCCCAGUCCCAACGGCCCCAGUACCUGUCCCAGUACCUGUCCCAGUACCGGCCCCAGUUACUGUCCCAGUACCGGCCCCAGUACCGGCCCCAGUACCGGCCCCAGUACCUGUCCCAGUAACUGUCCCAGUAACGGCCCCAGUACCUGUCCCAGUGCCGGCCCCAGUACCUGUCCCAGUGCCGGAGGUCUCCGUCCAAAGUCAGUCUCACCAGGACCUGCAGCCGGUCAGCCAGGAGGACUUCUGUGAGAACAUGUCAACGCAAUCCGACAACCAGUCAGCGCUGUCCAGCCUCUCCUCCCAGUCGCCCCCCCCCCUCGCCAUUCGCGCCCCCCUCGACAGACAACCCUCCCCCCUCCCUCCCCCUCCCCUCCCGCCGCAGACCGCCCUCAGUCCGUCGGAGAAGGUCGGCGAGUUGGCCCGGUCGGAGGCGAAACCCCUCGGCCAAUCGGGAGGCGAGGCCGAGAGCCUCGACCAAUCGCCGGGCGGGCCCUGGGAGCCGAGGGCGUGGCCUGAGGGCCAGCAGGUGCUGACUCACCUGGUGGAGGGGUUCGUCAUCCAGGAGGGGCUGCAGCCGUUUCCUGUGAACCGCUCGUCCCUGUUGGUCCCGGAGCCAGGAGGCCAACCGGAGGAAGUGGACGGGACCAAUGGGAGCGCGGCGUCGCCCGCGGCGGACGCGACGGACGCAAGGGAACAAGCGGCGCCGCGCUCCAGCGAGUCGGAGGGCGAGGCGGCCGCAGACGCAGACGCAGACGACCUGGCCGACCGGCCCCCGCACAGGGACAGGACGGUGCUGCACUGCCAGUUCUGCGGGAAGCGAGGCCACGCUCACAACUUCAUGCGGUCCAAGCGAUUCUGCUCCACUUCCUGUGCGCGCGGGUUUAACGUCCGGCUGACGAAGCGCCUGCGGGCUCUGAGCGCGGGCAGCCGGUCCGAGAGGCCCCGCCCAGUCCUAAACAGGGCGGAGUCUGUUCCUGGGAAGCCUCUUCUGCUGAGACUGCCUCGGGAUCUCUGGAGCGCCGGGCGGCGUGAGAAGGAGGGGAAGGAGAAGGCGGCGGCCGAAGACGAGGGGGAGGAGGAAGAGGAGGAGGAGGACAUUGAGGGAGGACGGGAGGAGGAGGAGGACGACGACAUGGAGGAGGAUCCUGCCGUUGCCAUGACGGCCAGGAUGGAGCGCCGGGCAGCGCGGCGAGCGAGGAGGGCGUCCGCGCCCACGUUGACCUCGUCGGCGCCCACCAGCACGUUCCAGCCGGCGCCGUCCCAGUGGAGCGUGGAGGACGUGACCGCCUUCAUCCACACGCUGCCCGGCUGCGGCGACGUGGCCGAGGCCUUCCGCCUGCAGGAGAUCGACGGCCAGGCGCUGCUGCUGCUGACCGAGGACCACCUGAUGACCAGCAUGAACAUCAAGCUGGGGCCGGCUCUCAAGAUCUGCGCCCACAUCAACGCGCUGAGGAACCAGUGAGAGAGCGAGACGGGGAGACGAGGCGAGGGAGCAAAACCGGACACCCGGGACGACAGGACAAAGUCACAAAAAAAGAGAUCCGCGGUCAUUUCUGAGAUUAUACGUCGAGGUGUGGAGACGGGAGACGGGAGCAGAAGAGUCCAGAAGAAAUUUCAUCCGUUUGGGGCGAUUUGACUGCGGCAGGAGACCAGAGGGGCAGGGGGGGAUUUUGGAACUUUCUGUACAUUUUUCAUGCCAACGGAGAGUGUAAAUUUGAAGCUAUUUGAAGGAUUUUGAACAUUUAAUAUAUAUAAAUUUGUCUAUUUAGUUUUUUUAGAACGUGACGUCAACAAAGAAAAUCUAUCCAGUAGCUAAUAUAAUCGGUGUGUGUAAAAAAAUAACGAUAAUAAUAAUACGUAGACUUUGUAAGUGAUUAAUGAAAGUUUCAUGUUUUAUAUCACUAUAUUCUGGACAACUUGUCUGUGGAUUAAAAAAAGGUCACUAUCAGGGUAGAGACUUGUGUCUUUAAUCGUCACAUUUUUAUGGUAUCAUGCUAAAAAUUAUUUAAUAAAUAAUUAACGAUCAA